AUGAGGUUUAAAGAAGAAGCCGUGAACGGGGCGUAACUUUUGCCUUACAUAUCGAUGGGCGUAACCAGAUUGUUAAUGAUCGGAUUGGUGACCGUGGAUCAGUGUACAGUGACAGGCGUUAGUAACAUGACAUUGGCUGUGUUCUAGUCAUCCCUGCGUCGGCUCUUUUUUUAACAUCGAGCCCCUUAAGGAUUUGCUGCAACAAACCGUUGAAGUCCCAUUGAACAUUGGCGCUUGUGAUGAACCUAUCACUCACACAACUUCGGGGACCAGAGAGUAGAUGAAGACUGUGGCAGUAUUAGGGGGGGGCAUUGGUGGCCUGGCAACAGCCUACUAUCUUUCCAAGAGUCCCCAAGUGGCCAAGGUGAUUCUCUUGGAGUCGAGCGGUCGUUACGGGGGCUGGCUGUGGUCCACCCAGCGGUCGGACGGGGCCGUGUUUGAACACGGGCCCAGAGGCAUACGGCCGGCGGGAGCGGUCGGGUUGAACACACUCAACCUGGUGCAGGACAUCGGCCUGGAGAAUGAAAUCCUCCCCGUCCCCUACAGUCACAACGCCUCCAAGAACAGAUACCUCUACGUGAAUGAGAAACUACACAAGAUGCCCUCAGGACUAUGGGGAGCGCUCCAGACAGUCUCUCCCUUCUCUCGACCGAUCAUCCACAGCAUCGCUAAGGAGAUCCUGGUGAAGAAAGGCAAGGAGGACGAUGAGUCCAUCCACUCGUUUGUAUCUAGGAGACUAGGAAAGGAGCUGGCGGACAUAGCCAUAGACAGCCUGUGUCGCGGCGUGUUUGCGGGGGACUGCAGGCGGCUGAGCGUGCGGUCGUGUUUCCCCCCGCUGUACCGGGCCGAGCAGAGCCGGGGCUCCAUCGUGCUGGGGAUGCUGCUGGGAUCAGGCCAGGACCAGGCGGUCCGUCCUGGUGCUCUGGCCAAGAGGUCCCAGGAGGAGUCGUGGGCCCAGUGGUCCUUGCUCAGGGGCAUGGGCAGCCUCCCAGAGGGGCUCGCUGAUUGGCUGCAGCAAAGCGGGAAGGCCCAACUCUGCAGCGAGGCUGCGGUUAAGGAGAUGCACCUCUCCUCGUCAGGCUGGGAGAUCCAGACGGAUGGCGGGACCAUAUCGGCUGACCACGUCAUCUCUGCCUUGCCAGCUGACGCCCUGGCCUCAGCCCUGCCUCCAGCUCUGGCGCCGCUCAGCAAACAGGCCCAGGAGAUCUCGUACGUGACGGUCGCCGUCGUGAACCUGGAGUACCAGGGCGCUAUCCUUCCUGUGGAGGGCUUUGGUCACCUGAUUCCAUCCACGGAGAAUAAAGGCGUAUUAGGAGUGGUCUACGACUCUGUGCCUUUCCCUCAACACAACAGCCCCAAAGGAGUCACCACUCGAUUAACGGUGAUGAUGGGCGGGGCCUGGUUCCAGGAAGUGUUUGGAUCACCUGACACUGUGUCCGAGGAGAGUCUCUUGGCAGUGGCGACCCAGGCGGUCCGUGCCCACCUGGGGGCGGGGUACCCCCCCAGCUGGAGCAAGGUGGCCCUGCAGAAGAACUGCAUUCCUCAGUAUUACCUUGGGCAUUGGAAACGUGUCGAGAGUAUGCGUCGGUACGUGGCAGAGAAGAACCUUCCUCUGUCUCUCGUGGGAUCCUCCUACGACGGGGUCUCUGUUAAUGAUGUCAUCAACAGUGGACGCGUAGCCGUGGAGCAGCUUCUGGGACCCACACCUUGACUUGAAGAAUCAUUUUGGAGAGUUGUAUAUUUUCAGUUCAUUCGGAUUUCUUUUUAUUUUGGUUUGGAAAAUUAUUUCUUUAUCUUUGCAGUGUAAUCGUAUGUGAAAUAUUGGCAAUAAAGAUGACAAAACACAUUUCAUAUUAUUAAACACUA
This is a messenger RNA of Gadus morhua (Atlantic cod), 1866 nucleotides long. RefSeq names its product protoporphyrinogen oxidase (gene ppox). Gene Ontology annotation, molecular function: protoporphyrinogen oxidase activity, oxygen as acceptor. Lineage: Eukaryota; Metazoa; Chordata; Actinopteri; Gadiformes; Gadidae. Gene Ontology annotation, biological process: heme biosynthetic process. The record is from RefSeq and is a predicted model, not a curated record. The transcript has 13 exons. Gene Ontology annotation, cellular component: mitochondrial inner membrane. The coding region runs from base 281 to 1711 and encodes 476 amino acids.